UCACUCGCUCACCGGGGAGAGUGCUCGGGAGGGAUUAAAGAUUGAUUAGCUCACCAGGAUUACACUGAAGUGAAAAGAUUAACUAGUUCUCUUCAGGUAGCUGUCUAGAGAAGAGGUUAAAAUGGAAGGGCAGUUUGGUUGGGGGAGAGAAGAGGGAGGGUGGAGGAAAGGGCCAUGGACGGCGCAGGAAGACAAGCUGCUGGUCGAGUAUGUGAGGCAGCAUGGGGAAGGGAGGUGGAAUUCUGUCGCCAAGCUGACUGGUCUGAAGAGAAGUGGCAAGAGCUGCAGGCUCCGGUGGGUGAACUACCUGAGGCCUGACCUCAAGAGAGGCAAGAUCACACAGCAGGAGGAGAGCGUCAUACUCGAGCUGCACGCCUUGUGGGGAAACAGAUGGUCGACGAUCGCGCGCAGCCUCCCAGGGCGAACGGACAACGAGAUCAAGAACUACUGGCGGACGCACUUCAAGAAGGGCAAGCCGUCCAAGAACAUCGAGCGCGCGAGGGCGCGGUUCCUCAAGCAGCGCCGCGAGAUGCAGAGCCAACUGCUGCAGGGACAAGAUCAUCAGCUGCUGCAGCUGCAGCAGAAACAGCCCGAUCACGACGAUGCCAUCAGAGAGGCGGCGCCGGCGGCUUCACUGGCGCAGCAGCACGAGGUCCUGCAGAUGAUGCAGGACAUGGACGACCUGAUGUUCCAGUUCUCCCCGAUGUCUUCCUGCUCCUCCUCGUACCUCCUCCACGGCGGCAGGGCCACCACCGUCAACGCGUCGGCCAGCGAGGGGUCCAGCGGGGAUAAGCUCGACGGCGGCGACACGUGGGGGUGGGGCAGCCUGUGGAACCACGACGACGUGGUCGAUGACGUCGACGGCGGCGCCUGCUGCUGGGACAGCAGCUUCCCUUUGCUGCAGGAUCAAGGAAUCGCUUUCGACUAGCUAACCUACAAUUUUAGAGUCUACUGCAACAAGAUACUCUUUUGAUCAUUUUCGUCUUGGGCUUGUCCAGCUGCUGCCUAUGCGUGGAGGCCUGGAGGGUACACGUAGUAACUACAGGAAUGAGAGCGAAAGGCCAUUGUGUACAUGCGGUGUUGGUGGAUAAAGAUGCAACACCAACUAAAGCCCACUUCGGUCGAGUAGCCUAUCUCCAUGACAUGUUUGCCUCGUUUUAGAGCGCUUUUUAGGGGAGCGGUAAGUUUUUCUACUCUUGAAAAAGGAGAUACGAGAGAGGACAAAAGGAAGUGUUAAAAGUGCACCUUAGCUCAUGUACUUUAUUUUGCGUCUACUCGAGUUUCAACGUGUAUUUCGAUGCGUGGCUCAUUGGUCUGGAUAUUUUUACUUAUAUGCUUCUUUUCUUUUGUUAAUUCCAUCAGAAAACUUAUACGAGGUCCACAGCUUACCCUGCGG
Phragmites australis (common reed) is the source of this 1396-nucleotide messenger RNA. Its product is annotated as transcription factor MYB21-like. The record is from RefSeq and is a predicted model, not a curated record. Gene Ontology annotation, cellular component: nucleus. Gene Ontology annotation, molecular function: DNA-binding transcription factor activity; sequence-specific DNA binding. The transcript has 3 exons. The coding region runs from base 122 to 928 and encodes 268 amino acids. Gene Ontology annotation, biological process: regulation of DNA-templated transcription. Lineage: Eukaryota; Viridiplantae; Streptophyta; Magnoliopsida; Poales; Poaceae.